AUGCUUUACUGGGACAUUAUUAUUGAAUUUUGUUUUAUUCCAGGACAUACAGGCCGCUUACUGAAAACCUUGUGUUUUACAAGCCUCACAUUUCUCCUACUGCAUGCCUUGUUUCAAAUUACAAUUUACAGCCUCCAAGCUAAUGAAAAAAUCAAACCAGGCUUCAAUUGCACAGAUUGGGAAAAGAGCUUCCGGCAGAUAGGAUUUGAAAGCGUGAGUGGGGCAGAUGCUGGGAACAUUAUUAGACUUUUUGCUCCAGAUGUUGGAAUGUUUGUUGCUGGCUUGGCGACAUGGCUUGUCUGUAAAAGUUUAGUUCAACAGCCACCAUCAGAAGAUAUGGCACAAUAUAAUCCAGAGUUCCAAAAUGAAGAGCAGGUUGAAGACAAACUUGAAUUGGCAGAUCCAUUCAUUUAUGAAGAAGAUUUUGAGGUAGCAGAUGUAGUUGAAGAAUUGGAAGAAGAAGGAACCAAACAAAAUAUUCUUCGCAGAAUUGCAACAUACGCAUCAAAACUAAAAGAAUUUAUUGGAAAUAUUAUAGCAACCACUGGAAAAGUAGUUGUUACCAUUUUGCUUGGUUUAACAGGCAUUACGCUACCAUCUUUGAGCUCAGGAGUAUACUUCUUUGUAUUUUUGGGAUUGUGUACUUGGUGGAGCUGCGGUAAACAGUUUGAUCCACUGAUAUUCAGCUGUUUGUGUGUAUUAAUGGCUAUAUUCAGUGCAGGACACUUGAUUGGACUAUAUCUUUACCAGCUGCAAUUCCUACAGGAACUCAUUCCACCUGGUGAUUUCUAUGCAAGGUUGUUUGGUGUAUCACCAGUCAUCCAAACAAAUUGCACGACUACCUGGAAGAUUAUAGCCAAUCCCAAUAUGCCUUGGCCCCAACAUGUCAAUCCUAUCAUGCUGCUCUUACUGUACUACACUUUGGCUACACUCAUACGACUCUGGCUUCAAGAACCAGUUAUAAGGAAUAUGGAAGAAGAAAGUUACAAAAGGGAGGAAGAAGAGCAAAAAGAGCCAUUUGAAAGUGAUUCAUCUGUUACUGCCAAUAUGCGACGUAAUAUGUGGUAUUCAGCACAUUAUGCAACUGAUGAGAGAAGGCUCCUUACAAUUACCCAGGAUGAUACCAACUCUUCUGAUGCUUUGCUCGUAACAGUAAAUGGAAACCCUGUAGACUAUCAUAAUAUGCAUUCUGCAUUGCAAGCUGAGAAUGGUCCAACCACAGUAGAGAUGUACUCCACACCACAAUAUAAAUGGGAGAUGCCUGACGAAUCCCCAGACAAAACUGAAGAUGAUAUAAUUCCUGAAGAGACAGUGAAUAGCAGACUCAACAGCCUCAUCACCAUCUUCCGUUUCAUUAUGAAGCAGAGCUAUAUAUGUGCACUCAUUGCUAUGAUGGCUUGGAGUAUUACUUAUCAUAGCUGGCUCACCUUUGUCUUAUUGAUCUGGUCCUGUGUUCUUUGGAUGGUGCGAGAUCGGCGGCGAUAUGCCAUGCUCACAUCUCCAUUCAUGGUCUUCUAUGGAAAUGUUCUUUUAACCUUGCAAUACAUCUGGAGUCUUGACCUCACGGAAGAAGAACUUCCUGAGCUAUCAGGAGUCUUACAAAAGAUGAAGACAACCCCAUGUGUUGAACUAAGUUCAAAGAUCCUGUGUGCACUGACAUUCUGGUUGCUGCUCCGCCAGUACAUUACAGAGCGCCGAGAAGCAAAAAAACUCAAGGAAUCUGCUUUAUCAGAAGUUAAAGUGGAGGAAUUAGAUGAUGGCCAACAAGGAAAAGAGAUAAUGAAAGUCUUAGGAACCCUGGUGAUGGGAAUGUUUGUCAAGUAUUGGAUUUACGUUUGUGGUGGAAUGUUUUUCUUUGUCAGUUUUGAAGGGAAGAUUGUCAUGUACAAGAUUAUAUACAUGAUGUUGUUUCUGUUCUGCGUCGCUCUAUAUCAGGUGCACUAUGAUUGGUGGCGGCGGAUUCUGAAAUAUUUUUGGAUUAUUGUUGUUUCCUAUACUAUGCUGGUCUUGAUCCUCGUGUACACCUAUCAGUUUAAGUCAUUCCCAGAUCUGUGGCAAAAUAUGACAGGAAUGGAUAUUGAAAAAUUGAAGGAUCUUGGAUUAGAACAAUUCUCCGUUACAGAUCUAUUUACUAGCAUUUUCAUCCCAACAUCGUUCUUACUGGUCUGUAUACUACAUCUGCAUUAUUUCCAUGAUCGGUUUCUCGAGCUCACUGAUCUAAAAGCUGUUACCAGCAAACAGGAAAGCAGCAUCUACAGGUUAGUAAAUCAGGAUGGAAGUCUUCCAGACAUUGGUAUGAUGAACAUUAAUACCAGUGCUCAAAAAGAGGAAAGAGUGGAGGGUAAACAGCCAGAGGAAGGUGAAGAAGACAAUGAAGAAGAAUACGAAGACCCCACAGAGGACAAAAAUAAUAAAUGGCAUCUCGUAAUUGAUCGACUAACCGUGCUGUUUCUGAAAUUUAUGGAGACUUUCCACAAACUGCAAGUUAUGGCUUGGUGGAUCUUAGAGCUACACAUAAUCAAGAUUGUAUCCUUUUACAUCAUUUGGAUUACAUUGAAAGAGGUUUCCUUGUUGAAUUACGUUUUCUUAAUUUCAUGGGCCUUUGCUUUACCUUAUGUCAAAUUACGCCCACUGGCAUCAAGUAUCUGCACAGUCAUGACCUGUAUAAUCAUUGUGUGUAAAAUGUUGUAUCAACUAUCCUCUGUUCAGCCUUCCAACCACUCUUCUAACUGUACAACUCCACAACUUAAUGAGACAAAUGUAGAGAACAUUGAGAAAUUGCACAAAUCAGUGCUUUACGCCAGCCCAGUUGACCCAGCAAAUUGGAUUGGGCUAAGAAAAUCCUCUCCCCUUCUGGUAUACCUUAAGAACAACCUGCUGAUUCUUGCUGUUUUAGCAUUUGAAGUCACAAUCUACCGUCAUCAGGAGUACUUUAGGCUUCGCAAUAACCUUCCACAUCCAGUAACAAAAACUAUCUUUCAUGACAUCACAAGACAACACUUGGAUAAUGGACUGGUGAACUGUGCCAAGUAUUUCAUAAAUUACUUCUUCUACAAGUUUGGGCUGGAGAUAUGUUUUUUAAUGACUGUCAAUGUGAUUGGCCAACGGAUGGAUCUGUAUGCCAUGUUUCAUGCCUUUUGGUUAUUUGCAUUACUCUAUCGACGCCGCAGGAAAGCCAUUGCCGAAAUCUGGCCGAAAUACUGCUGCUUCCUAGCAUGCAUUUUGACCUUUCAGUACCUACUUUGUAUUGGCAUACCACCUGCUGCCUGCAAAGAGUAUCCAUGGAGAUAUGCCGGUGCCAAUAUCAACUCAAAUUUUAUUAAGUGGCUGUACUUUCCAGACUUCAUCACAAAUCCAAAUCCGAUGUUUCUCAUUUAUGACUUCAUGAUGUUGCUGUGUGCAUCACUGCAGUGGCAGGUAUUCGAAGAUGAAAACAGAGCUGCAGUGAGAAUAGUUGCUGGGGAUAAUGUAGAAAUUUGCAGAGAUUUGGAUGCAGCCACAUUCAGUCAACAUAAUCCAGUGCCAGACUUUAUUCAUUGCAGAUCCUACCUGGAUAUGAUCAAAGUCAUUGGAUUCAGUUACCUAUUUUGGUUCGUGCUUACAAUCAUCUUUAUCACAGGAACAACACGAAUCAGCAUCUUUUGCAUGGGCUACCUUGUCGCCUGUUUUUAUUUCCUGCUCUUUGGUGGAGAGCUAUUACUAAAACCUAUUAAAAUAAUCCUCCAAUAUUGGGACUGUCUUAUUGCCUACAAUGUUUUUGUGAUCACAAUGAAGAACAUUCUUUCUAUAGGAGCAUGUGCCUACAUCAAUUCUUUAAUUUUGAAAAGCUGUUGGUUAAUCCAAACAUUUGGUCUCGUUUGUACUGUUAAGGGCUAUGACCAGCCCCCUGCUGAGAACCUCACAAAAUGUCCAUUGCCUAAGGAUGAAGCGGGCAUUAUAUGGGACAGUAUAUGCUUUUCUUUUCUGUUGCUACAAAGGAGGGUUUUCAUGAGUUAUUACUUCUUGCAUGUAGUAGCAGACAUAAAAUCUGCUCAAAUUCUCGCAUCAAGAGGUGCAGAGCUGUUUCAAGCUACAAUAGUAAAAGCUGUGAAAGCUAGACUUGAAGAGGAAAAGAAAUCAAUGGAUCAACUUAAAAGACAGAUGGAUCGUAUCAAAACAAGACAACAAAAAUAUAAAAAAGGCAAAGAGAGAAUGCUCAGUUUGACUCAGUCAGUUGAUGCACAGGGUCCUCAGGUGAAGCAGGAAGAUGAUGAUGAUGAUGACGAUGAAGGAGAACCAGAGAAAGACAAAGCCAAGGGCAAAAAAAAGCAGUGGUGGCGGCCCUGGGUUGACCAUGCUUCUAUGGUACGAAGUGGAGAUUACUAUCUCUUUGAGACAGACAGUGAGGAGGAAAAUGAAGAAGAAGUAAAAGAAGAUGAAGAAGAACAACCCAAAAAGUCAGGUUUUCAGUUCAUUUAUCAGACCUGGAUGAAAGAUUCAAAAUCGGUAUUAAAAAGAAAGGAGAAAAAUAAACGGAAAAGAUGGGAACACAGUAAAAAAGAAACAGAAGGUCACAUUGCAAUUGAAUGUGAAGAGACAGAAGAACUACCAGCACCAGAAGAAGUGCAUAAACACUCUAAUGCACCAGAUAAUGUUAUCAAGCGGGUGUUUAAUCUUCUGAAGUUCACGUGGGUUCUCUUCUUGGCUCUGGUGGACAGUUUUACAAACUGGCUAAAUUCAAUCUCAAAGGAAUGCAUUGAUAUAUCCACUGUUCUGAGGAUAGAAAGAUGUAUGCUUACGAGAGAAGUAAAGAAGGGAAAUGUUCCGUGUCGUGACAGUAUCCAUAAUUAUUACAAGCACCAGAUGAAGAUGCACAAUUCACGUGAGUCAGGACUGGAUAGAAAUGAUGAUGGUGCCAGAUGUGCUGCUUUAACUAUCCGUGAAGGAAACCAGGAAGUCGGUGCUGAGAGAAUGGACAGCACGGAUUCUAUAGUUUCUCGUGAUAGUCUGUCCAGCUGCUACACUGAAGCUACCAUGCUGUACUCACGGCAGUCAACUCUAGAUGAUAUAGAUGAUAUUCCUAAAACAAGUGAGCGUGCUCGACCUAGGCUUCGUAAAAUGUACAGCGUUGAUAUGUCAUCCUCAUCGGUUGAAAGUUGCAGUAUAGUGUCAAGUGAACCAACACAGUGCACACUGCUGUAUUCACGCCAAGGUACCACAGACACAAUUGAAGAAGUGGAAGAUGAGCAGGAUGAAGAAGCAACAAUUCCUGUAUGCACAUCAGAUAUCAUGACUGAGGAAGUUCCACCUUCGUAUAGCAAAGCUGUUAGUCUUGAUUGUCUAUCCUUCAGUUCAGAUUCAGCUGGUGAAAAACACCUCAUGGCACUUACUCCAGAUAGCAGGAUAGAUUUAUUGGAAGAUAAAAUCUUUCCAAAUUUAAGCCAUGAACUAACAGCCAGUGAACUGCUUCUUAACAAAAUGUUUUAUGAUGAAGAAUUAGAGGAUUCAGAAAAAUUCUACAAAGCCCAGCCUCGAGCACUACUCCUAUUCUUCGCUCUAUAUAAUACCUUAGUAGCUCGUUCCGAAAUGUUGUGUUUCUUUGUCAUUAUACUAAACCACAUGGUAUCUGCUUCAAUGAUUACACUGGUACUUCCUAUUCUUAUCUUCCUCUGGGCUAUGCUGUCUGUACCAAGGCCAAGUAAACGUUUCUGGAUGACAGCCAUUGUGUAUACUGAGGUAACAAUUGUAAUCAAAUACUUCUUCCAAUUUGGAUUUUUUCCAUGGAAUGAAAAUUUGAGUAGAACUCGAGAUAAACCUGAUUUUGCCCCAAAUAUAAUUGGCAUUGAGAAGAAGGAAGGCUAUGUGCAUUAUGACCUUAUACAGCUACUUGCACUGUUCUUUCACCGAUCCAUUUUAAAGUGUCAUGGUUUAUGGGAUGAGGAUGAUAAGAAUGAAAAUGCCUCAGCUAAAGAUGACAUGGAAGAAGAUCAUCUGAAUGAAUCUCAGAGAAAGAACUCUCUAGGUUCUUUAAAAUCAAUUAAUUUGCAAGCAUCAAUGGAUUCCAUACAUGUUCAUUUUCCAGAACAAACAAAAGCCAGAAGACCAAGUUCCACAGGUUCACAGAUCUCAAAUCGAUCGUCACAUAGAUCACAAAGAGGUAGUGUAAGCACCCGAAACAGUAGUAGCCGAAAAGGAAGCGGGUCACUCAGUGUUCAACCGAAGAAUAAAAAAGAGCUCUUAUUGGAAAAAGUAAGGGAACAAAUGAUCAAGGCAAAAACCAUUGCCAUUGCAAAAACACUUCAAAUAUAUAUUCCAAUCAAACAUUUCUUCUACAACAUUAUCCAUCCGGAGUAUAGUGCAGUAACAGAUGUCUACGUGUUGAUGUUCUUGGCUGAUGUUGUAGACUUCAUUGUUAUUGUCUUUGGUUUUGGGGCAUUUGGGAAACAUUCAGCAGCUGCCGACAUCACAUCUUCUUUAUCAGAGGAUCAAGUGCCGGAGGCAUUUUUGGUGAUGUUAAUAAUUCAGUUUGGCACAAUGGUAGUGGAUCGAGCACUCUAUCUCAGAAAGACAGUUUUAGGAAAAGUUAUCUUUCAAGUGAUCCUUGUUUUUGGAAUUCAUUUUUGGAUGUUUUUUAUAUUACCAAGAGUGACAGAAAGAAGGUUUAACCAGAACAAAGUCGCACAGGUUUGGUACUUUGUUAAAUGUGUUUACUUUGGAUUGUCAGCAUAUCAAAUACGUUGUGGUUACCCAACACGUGUGCUUGGUAACUUUUUGACAAAAAGCUACAACUAUAUCAACUUGUUUCUGUUCCAAGGAUUUCGACUAGUUCCGUUUCUGACUGAGCUCAGAGCAGUGAUGGACUGGGUCUGGACAGACACAACCCUUAGUCUCUCUAGUUGGAUCUGUAUAGAGGACAUUUACGCUCAUAUUUUUAUUCUGAAGUGCUGGCGUGAAUCUGAAAAGCGAUAUCCUCAACCACGUGGACAGAAGAAAAAGAAGGUUGUGAAAUAUGGCAUGGGUGGCCUUAUCGUCUUCUUGUUAAUAUGCAUUGUGUGGUUCCCACUCCUCUUCAUGUCCUUGAUCAAAUCUGUUGCUGGUGUGACAAAUAAACCAUUGGAUGUAUCUGUUUCAAUAACCAUUGGAGGUUAUCAGCCUAUCUUUACAAUGAGUGCCCAGCAGAAGCAGCUACAAGAUUUUGAUCAAAACCAAUACAACAAUCUUUUAAAGAAAUUUAAACAUGAACCUGCUGCUAUGCAAUUUCUGGAUGCAUACAUGAAAGAAGACAUUCUAAUUGCACAACUUGAAGGAAAUUCAAAUUCUCUUUGGACUAUCAGUCCUCCAAGUCGGAGCAAGAUGGUAGAAGAAUUGAAGGAUAAUGUUUCAAAGAUCUUCAUUGUGGUUUCUUGGUCUGUUCAAAGGAAUGUCAGUCUUGGUGGAAAAUCGGAAAUUGCUUCAGAUAAAAUCUCAUUAGAAAUUCAACCAGAAGCCAAAUUAUCACUUGCUGCAGUGGUGGAAGGAAUAAAGAACGAAUCUGUAAAACUUGAAAAUAUAUUUCCAAACUACAUUAGGGCUCCUAGUAAUUCUGAAACAAAACCUGUGAAACAACUUUAUAAAAAUGAUGGUGAUUACUGUGAACUCAUUGUAAAACUGGUUCAGCAAGAAAACUGUCCUUUAAAACCAUGUCAGCAAUGGUGGACUGUUAACCAGACUGAAAGAUUAUAUAGAAAUGAUGAUAAAGAAAGCCUAGAAAUUAUUGUAUUCAGUGAUAAAGUUAGCCCACCUAGCCUUGGAUUUCUUGCUGGUUAUGGCAUCAUGGGUUUGUAUGCAUCAGUUGUACUGGUCAUUGGGAAGUUUGUACGUGAGUUUUUCAGUGGGAUCUCUCAUGACAUCAUGUUCGAAGAACUGCCAAAUGUAGACCGAAUUUUAAAAUUAUGUACAGAUAUCUUCCUGGUUCGAGAGACUGGAGAACUGGAGUUAGAAGAGGAUCUGUAUGCCAAGCUCAUUUUCUUGUAUAGAUCACCAGAAACUAUGAUCAAAUGGACACGUGAAAAGACAAAAUGAAAGCUUCUGCUGAUGUGGACAGAGGUAUUUUUCUGAAAAUAAAACAAAAGCACAAUGUCAUUGAAAAGCCAAGCUAUUCACAAUAGUGACAGCAGCUUUUCCUUAUGGAGCGCAGGCAGUCGCACGUUCCUCAAGUCUUCUCUGCCUACAGUCUUUGCUGAUACUAAAGAUCGGUGCUUGUUCUAACAUUCAGCACCAUAUUGUGGAAACAAUCCUGUCGGAACUGAAUCCAGUUUCUUUCUAUUUUUACUACAGCCAAAAUCAGGGCUUCUGAAAUGCUUACCAUCCUUGCAGGCAUUAUCUUUAUCAGUCCCUUUACAUUUCUCUAUGCGAUGCAAUGAUUUUGGAACAUGUAAUCUGCUGUCAUUAUUACCCAGACACAGAGGAAUAGAACCUGGUGUGACAAUGCUGCCAAAAUAAUGGGGACAUCACCAAUGUAUUGGAAUUCUUGGAUAUCACAGGUCUCCAGUGGUAUAAGCUAAUACUGACUGGCUUGAGCAAGGAAGAUAAUUUGACAAUCUGUUUUGAAUGCCUUAUUUUAUUUGUACAGUCAAAAGAAAAGUAUCACCAUCUCAGUGAUCUUUCUCAGGAAAAAUGUUCAUUUACCAAAGGCUUUUGUGUGCCUUCUGUAACUUCAUUCCCUUAUAAAAACUUCCUCAAGCAAAUGCUGCUCUAAGAUGAUCCAGAUGAUACCAGUGAGAACACUUGAAACUUAAGGUCAGCAAAAUAUUCAGAAUUCAACUUCAUUGCUAGCCCCAUAGCUUUAUCAGUUACUUUUUGUGAAGGGCAGAAAAUUAAUAAUAACUGGAUUUUCAUUCCAAAUUUUGCUACCUCUAAAACACCCCUCCCUUUUACCCAUGAGAUGUGUCAUUUGGGAACAUGGACAACUUAUAGCCUUGUUACUGCUUGUACCAAUCUGAUUAUCAGGAAGUGCAAAUUUCUGAAGGUCCAAGGCUAUUCCUUCUUGUCAGAAUCCAUGUUGUGUGUUUUACUGCCCAUGACAGCUUGACCAUUAUCAAGAACUUAAUGAGAGUCCGUCAGGGAAAUAAUCAUGACUCCCAUGGUGUUGCACACUAGGUUGGAGCAAGCAUAUAUUGUGUCACUCUAGUUUUUGUACAACGUGCAUUAAACAAAUAAAGUUUGUUCAUUAGCACUGAACAGAAAGAAAAGGCCCGACUGAGAUCCAGUUUAGAUCUCAAACUCGACCUAAAUAUUUGUGCACUUCAAUGUUAUUUUCAUACCUAAAUGUGCACAGCAGUGAUGAAGAUGGUAGCAUGAUCAAGUUCCACAGCUAAUAGUUUCUGUCUUUAUAUUCUAAAUUAAUCUUUAAAGAAGAUAUUGUUGAGCACAGUAUAUAGAAUGUGAGAAAUAACUGGAGUCAAAAUAAAAGGAUGUUGUGGAACCAUUCAAUAUUGCAUAAUAUUCUAACAACAAAAAUUGCCUGCUAGAAAGUCUGGACUUCUGUAUUGCAGAUUUAUGAUAAAUUUUGAUCUUUGAUUACAUAUUUCCACAUGCAAAUUGCUAUUGCUACGACCGUUGAAGCAUCCAUAAUCCUAUUGCAGGAGUACAGGGCAAAACAUCAGUCUGAUGUAUUUUAACAUUGAUUUUAUUGACUUUCCAAAAUGCAAAUAUGAUUAAAGAUUCAAAAUGAUGAGAUAUUUCUAGGUCAUAGUAUUAUUGAUAGGAUUAGAAUCAAAGCACAAUCAACAAAUCUUUAAAAAUCAAAAGAUUUGGAAAUUCUAUAAAAAUUAAUUCACUGUUGCAGCAAGGGUAUUUCCAGUAUAAUGUUGCAGUGUACAGAUGUAGAAUUAUUUUUCAACUUGUGCUUUGCAAAAGAUAAAUGGUUAGUUCUUAAGGCAAUCAUUCUGUUUCAUAUAUAUUGUUACUUAGAGAAGCCAGCUCAGUUCACAGCGGUUGAUAUUUAGUUUGCAGUUUCUCCAUUGAAUUAUCUAAUACAGUAGCUGACCAGCUAUUACACAAUCACAAGACAGUUCAAUUGUUAAAGCUUUUGGGACUCACUAUAUAGUGUUUUCCAAUUCCUUACAUCAUAUUUAAAUAGCACUGGAGUUCAGGCUUAAUCAUUUUUAAAAUAAAUGUUUACUUCCAUGUUCUCAAGAGGAUCUGGGCAAAAGAUUCAGUACCUGAGUAAUAAUAUGCAUGAAGAAAAGACCAUGAGAAAAAUAACUGGUGGUCAGGAAGGACACACUCCAAGUUUCAAAAACUGUGUUAUAGUGUUAAAACUGAAAAAGAAAAUGUAGCUACGUAAACUUGCAAAACUCUAUAACCUGCAAUAUUACAGUUAAGGUAACCCUUGAAAACCAUUUUAUAAUUAUCUGUUUCAAAGAAGCACUCAUGUGCGAAAGAAUUUUCAUAUGCAAAUGUUAAGAACUUUUCAUCUUUUAAGAGUAGGAAUUGCAAUGCAUUCCUAUGUAGAAUGGGGGAGGGGGAACUAUAGCUUUCCCUUUGAAUUUGUGUAAUUACCUUAACCUUGUUUAUUGAAACAAAGUAACAUUUUUGAUCCUAUGUAUCGACAAUUUAGCUGCUCGUUCUGACCCUAGCGUGCACUGUUUCAGAUGAUUUUAAAUGGAUAUUUCUGAAAAUGAACGAUAGCAGUUUGUAAAACGAAGUUUUGUAUAACACGAGUUAUGUUAUUCCUCAAUAGAUUUCAGUACUACAUUGUGUUAAGGUGUAUUUAUAUUUCCCAUUCAUUCAUAAACUUCUGGAAUACUGAAAUUAGUUUAGAAAUUAUGCAAUAAGCUUCGCUUCUAGUUGGAUUACUCUGGUUUCCCUCUGUGCAGGACGCUGUCUCCCAAACCCAUAAUUCUGACCCUGCUGUCAACAGUUACCAGUGGAAAUAUGUCCCUGUUUUAUAUUUGUUUCUAAAACAUCUCACUAAGUG
Messenger RNA from Hemiscyllium ocellatum (epaulette shark), 10939 nucleotides. RefSeq names its product piezo-type mechanosensitive ion channel component 2-like. The transcript is spliced from 51 exons. Gene Ontology annotation, cellular component: plasma membrane. The coding region runs from base 1 to 8040 and encodes 2679 amino acids. The record is from RefSeq and is a predicted model, not a curated record. Lineage: Eukaryota; Metazoa; Chordata; Chondrichthyes; Orectolobiformes; Hemiscylliidae. Gene Ontology annotation, molecular function: mechanosensitive monoatomic ion channel activity; monoatomic cation channel activity. Gene Ontology annotation, biological process: detection of mechanical stimulus; regulation of membrane potential; cellular response to mechanical stimulus.